AAAAGCACCUACUGAAACAUUUUUAUAUUUUUAUUUUGUAAAUUCCAGUUUACCGUGUUCUAUAAUUUUACAAAUUAAAAAAUUAAUCGUGUUCGAUGCUUAUUAGUCAGUUCUAAUCAUAUAAUAGUAAAUAAUUAAUUAGUGUUAAUCUAAUUAUUCGCAAUUUCUUUCAGAACCCGCUUUGCUGAUUGAGUUAACCGAGAUGGCGAGUACCUCGCAGCAGUACUGUUUGCGCUGGAACAAUCACCGCUCUAAUUUACUGACAGUGUUCGAUGAGUUGCUGCAAAAUGAGGCAUUCACUGACGUGACUUUGGCAGUUGACGGAGGCGCGUCUGUCAAAUGCCACAAGAUGGUCCUAGCAGCAUGUUCCUCUUACUUCCAAACUCUGUUCAUUGACUUGCCAUGCAAGCAUCCUAUCGUCGUAUUGAAAGACGUGAAGUAUUCUGAGAUCAAAGCCAUCCUGGAAUAUAUGUACCGAGGCGAAGUAAACGUGGCUCAAGAGCAAUUGGCUGGGUUAUUAAAAGUCGCGGAAGUAUUAAAGGUGAAGGGAUUGGUUGAAGAAAAUGGCUCCCAAGGUCGUCGUGAAGAAGUUGAAACCUCUAUGUCACCUCCUCCAGCCAUAAGCACCAGUACAACCAGCAGCGCAGCUCACAGUAGUGAUCAUACGUCUCCUCCACAUUCCACGGGGACUACUUACGAUAUUUAUGGCAAAUCACCAGCUGAUAGAAGUAGCCGUUUACCACUGCCAAUGUGGCCUCUACCAGGGAUUCCUAUCACUCAUUCCAGCUCCAGUCACCAGACGGCGACACAUCAACAUUCUGCCAUGUUAAGCGGGUCAUCAUCCAUUUUAACCGGUUUUGAGACUUCUCCAUUGAAACGCAGGAAACUCUCAAAUAUGUUAAUGAACAGAGACACGCCGAUUCUCAGAACGGUGCUGGGUCAAGGUCACGUGGAUAGUUCCCAAGGGAUUCCCCUCCUGCACCCGGAUAGCCACGAAAAUCAGUUCAGAAGCAACAGUAAUGGCUCCUCGAAUGAGAAUGACAGACGCAGUAGUACGGAUGUAGUUCAUGGAGAUCCUGCGCAUAGUCCUUAUACUGAUGUGUCUAUAAUGGAUGAAGACGAUAAGCAAGCAUCGCCACAGCCAUAUAUUCCAGACAUUAAACCAGGGAUGGUUAACUACGUACCAGCGCAAAAGCCAGAGUGGAAACGGUACAAGCAAUACACGAGGGACGACAUAAUGUCUGCGAUCGAGGCAGUACGUUCGGGAAUGAGUGCCCUCCAGGCGGCACGUAAGUACGGAGUACCCUCUCGAACUCUUUACGAUAAGGUGAAAAAGCUUGGAAUCACGACAUCACGACCUUUUAAACGUGGCUCGAAUGGCAGUGGUGCCUGUUUUCCUUAUGGAAUCGGUGGUAACGCAAAUGGCAACAUCUACAGCGGUGCCCUCUCAGAAAACGAGAACGAGAGUGGCAGUGUGAUCGAGGGUUCUGGAUCUAUACUCGAUGUGUAUAAGUCGAGAGACGGUCUUGUAGACCGAGAAAUGUUGGACGUCAGUCGUUGUACAUCUAGCCCUAUAGUGCAUUCCGUGAAACAGCAGAACAACGAAGAUCAGGUCGAAGAUCUCUCUAUAAGUCGUAAGUCGGAUGUUCGUGUGAUAGUCCCACCAACCUCAGUGAUCAAGGACGAGGAGGAUAUUGGCUCUGAUUCGUGUAGUCACAAUUAACCUAGGUUUGCUAUCUUAUCUUUUAUGAUUACCGGACUAUACCUCUGACAGAUACUAAACGUACUAUUACUCAGUCUGUUAUCACAUGAAAACUGUUCGAAAAGUUUCUAGAUAAUUUAAGGGUAUUGGAUUUUAGAAGAAAUUAUACGCAAAUAUCCGUGAUGUCCCGUGAAACGAAAAUACGUUUCAACUUCGUAAUAUAACAAAUUUAAAAAAUUACUCUAUAUUUGACGGUGACCUUGUUGUUCGUUUCACGGGAGAUCAUACCCCUAGAGACAAUCACAGGCUUGUGUGUGAUUCAGAAAGAGCAACAAGGCAAUAUAAAUGAAUUAAAAGACGCAACCAAACAGAAGCCAAUUAAGUAAGUCGGCGUUUAACAAAUGACUCAGGGAUCAAUAAUAGAGCGUCGUCGCAACAGUAAGUCAUAGAACGUAUAUACAUAAGAAAUCUGGUAUAUGAGGUUCUUCUCAGAUUACCUUGCACAAGACUGAUUCAUGCGUUAUGAGUUCAAGAGACUGAAGUAUAAUCAACGAUUGUAUUCUGAAGUUGUUAAAGCCUAAUGCUAAUAAGGAAUAUAGUGCCUUCUCAUAUUGAUGUACUUUAAUAAUUUAAAAGAAAGUAUCAGUAGUUCAUUAAAAGUUGUUAGUGAAAAGGAAGAAAAACAUUGCAAAUGUUCUUACUCGAAUAUUUAAUGAAAUUGACUACAUUUACAUAUACAUAUAUAUAUACAUAUAUACAUGUUUUUAAUCUUCUACCUUAUUUUAAUUUGUGAAGUCUGGAAGAAAUGCGUUUUAAGCAAAUUAAUCGCAGAAAUGGGCUUUCGAUGAUAUGCGGAAGAUCUUCAAGUUUUUACAAACUAAUUUCGAAUCGCAUUAAGCUUUAAACGCUUUUGAACUAGUGAAUAUAUAUAUUUGUUUUCUUUUAAUUCAAUGUAAUCAUUGUGAUUCGAUAUUCUCAUUUUUUUCUCAUCUAGCAAUUUACAUAGUAGUAGUAUUUUAUAAUCUUCAUUGAUUUUUAUAGAAUAUAAAUGCCGCGUGAAAGAAAAAGCUGAAGAGAGUGUAUAUUGUUUUAAUGAUUUUGUUUUUAAUUCUUUUUUUUCUUUUAAGAGAGAUUUUCUAUCUUUAACAUUAAAUGCUGUCACUAAGACAUAGAUUAUAUAUACAAACAAUAUAAUAUAUACAUGUAUACAUAUACAUGUAUAUGUAUACAUAUAUAUAUUCUGAAAAUGCAUAAAUAAAGAGAAAAAGGGAUAGAGAUUAUACACUUUGAAUAAUUUCGUGUUAUUGACUGAUGAUAUCGCUGUUAAUUUGUUGCUAAUUAUAAGAAUACAUUAGCGUUACUGAUCAAUGGCCCUGGGAUACAGCUGCAAUAUUGCUCAAUAUUAAUGCAUAAUAACAUACGAAUGAAUUACCUCUAAAUAUUAAUCCAUAAUAACAUGGAUUAAUACUACCUCGAAAUAUUAAUACAUAAUUGCACGAAACGAACUACCUCAUUGUACAACGAACAAUAGUGUUCAUUAUUAACGUUAAGACUGAUAGAGCCGAAUCUACAUUAUUAUAUAUAUUGUCUGCUAUAUUAUAUUAUAUCAUAUUACCUACGUAUAGAUAGUGAAGUAAUAAAUUUAAAACAUACGUUAUAACUUACAAGUUCUUUUUGAAAAUAGAUUUAAGCACUUUUUAUUUUUCAGUUAUAAUUCUUUUCACUGAAACACGUUACUGAAGUAUAAAAUGCAGAGUGAAAAAUUUAAGAAGUAUUCAUUUCUUUGUUAAUAAUAUUAAAAUAGAACGAAAAACAGAAUUUGAUAAAACAAUCAUUCUGAUUGAACAUGAAGAAAAAUACAAAUGCAAAGCAAUGUAUUUUCAAAGAGAAUACCGUACUUUAUAGAAAAAAGUUGCGUGAAUGAGUGACAUCCAAUGUGUGACGAAUAAUAUGUUUAAUAAUUAUUCCAAAUUAACAAAUAUCAAUUGCAUAAUAAUUUCGAUAGCUUUAUUUAAAAAUGUAUUGCGCAAACGACCAUUUGAAAUUUUUCUGUCCUCCCGCACUGGGUUGUUAUUGGUUACUUUUUUCGCGGGAGAACAACUUUACGCAGUUGGUAGUAGAGUGUGCUGUUUGGAGAAUUAUUUAAUAGUAGUGACGAAUAACACGAAGUUGUAAUUUCACCUGAAUAUUUUGCUUUCUAUUUUUACAGCAUUUUACAUAUUUUAUAGCAUUUUAUUAUUAUAACAAUAGAAUUUUAGAAUAAUGAAAAAUUGAACAUAAUCAAGUGUCUCAAAGCACUCGAGUGUCAGAUGAAAUGACAAUUUCUUGUUACUAUUACAUAUAAUAAAAUUAUCACACUGUACCUGUACGCUGAUCGCGAUACGAUUAUAAAAUAGAGAAAUAAUGUUAUACAGAAUGUUUUAGAAAUCAUGGCACAAUGAUAAUAAGGCGGCGAUUUUAAGAUAAAAAAUAAGUCGAAAAUGUAGAAUGAAAUUUAUUGUAGUCUUAAGUGGAUAGACUGCGGAUUUUUAUGCAUUUAUGAAAAAUUUGGAGGCGCAAAAAUACACAAAAUGUAUACAAUAUACAGAAAUAUACCUUUGAUGGGCUGGUAAGAGAAUAUAAAUCAGAAUUAUUAGUUUACCAGAAAAGCACUUAUAAUAUUUGAAGUGCAAUAUAAGACCAAAUGUUAGAUUUUGGAUAUAUUAUUAGAAUGAUAAGCAAAUGACAGUAAUGUCAAUUAUAUUAGCGUAAAAUAUCCACAAUAAAAUAUUUAUUCUAAUAUUUAGCAGAUGAAACAAAUUCUUAUUUAAGUUCUAGUUCUUUCUAGUUAUGUUCAUAAAAAUACAAAAAUGCAUAAAAAACAACAAUCUAUAAACAGAGAAACAAUCUAAAAACAGAGAGUAAUUAGCCAAGUUCACAUAAUCGAAUUUUUAAGUUUGAUUUUAUUGAAAACAAAGUGCCGUGUGAAAAAAUUUCAUUCCAUAUUCUCGAUUUAUUGACGCACGUAGUAUCCCUUUCUGUACCAUGAUUAUUAGAACACCUUGUAUAAAAAUAUGACUGAUUUCAAUAUAGACAAAUAUUGAGGCCAUAUUGUAGCGAUAGAAAGAAAUAUGAAAAUUGAGAAACAUAGAAAUAUAUAACAAUGCCGAAAUAGAUAUGCAUAUAACAUGCUUAACCAAACAAAAAAUAGUUCAACCGAAGCAAAUAUUUAGACUGAGAUAUAUUUAAAAGACUAUACAAUGUGUUCAAAAUAAAUAGAGAAAGUAUAUAGUUAUAAAUUAAAAGUGCAAGGUGCUCAAGAACAUAUUAAUGAAUUUCAAAAUUCGCGCUCGAAGAUGUCGUUAACAAUUUCUGCACAGAAUAAUGAACUUAUUGAAGAAAAGAGGUAGAAGAUAACAAAUUGAAGCGUAUUUAAUAAUAAUUGAUGUAUAGAAAAUUGUGAAAUUAUUCGAAUGGUCUAGAUCAAAAUUAUAAAAAUGAUUUAACAUAAAAUGUUAUGGGUUUUCUUACUUAUAUGAUAUAAAUUUUAAAUGGUACAUAAACGCAAUUUUCGAUGCCUUACGAAAUUAAAAUAAAGAAUUUUAAUUACAAUAAUCGUCAAGUUAAGAUUGUACAAAAAAAUUUGUGGAAUAGAAUGUUGCCUUUUUAUCAUAGCAAUUUUAUCGUGUAAAUUUAGCAUCGUAUUAUUUUUUAAGACUGACUUUUCUCCUAUAAGAUAAUGUACACUUAUGUACAUGUACACACACACAUACAUACACGUAUACAUGAAAAUGCACUUUUAAUUAAUUGUAAGUUUCUAAUGUUUGACACUUUCCACCCCGUAACACGAAGUUUCCCAUUUCCAUUAUGUGGAACAUACAUAUGUUACUAGAAUUGUACAAGUUUGUUAUAAAAUACAUUACUCUGAGAAAAUGUUUUUUCCUUUAUAUAUUAAUUAAUAUAUGUUUAAGAUUUAUUUUUUAACAAUAAAUCGGUAAAUAGUUGAAGAAAUUUCACCAAUCUGAUCAACUUAUUACAAAGUCCUAUAUUUUGUGUUAUUGAAUAAAAAUAAUUAAAUAACAUGUCGUUCCCUACAUUAUUGACAGAGAAGAUAUUAAUAUUAGUACUCGUCUGUACUCUAUUAAUAAUAAUUAGUGAAUAUUUUUCUUG
This is a messenger RNA of Bombus pyrosoma, 5851 nucleotides long. Its product is annotated as zinc finger and BTB domain-containing protein 18-like. Gene Ontology annotation, cellular component: nucleus. The transcript has 2 exons. NCBI's taxonomy places the organism in Eukaryota, Metazoa, Arthropoda, Insecta, Hymenoptera, Apidae. Gene Ontology annotation, molecular function: DNA binding; protein binding. The coding region runs from base 203 to 1723 and encodes 506 amino acids. Gene Ontology annotation, biological process: regulation of transcription by RNA polymerase II. The record is from RefSeq and is a predicted model, not a curated record.